AUGGCAACCAGCAAGUAUGAAUGGCUGAAACCAAACGAGACGAGCGAUACUGAUCUGGUGCAACAUCUUCCUUCCGAGAUUUGGUUUCACAUUUUUGAAUAUUUGGAAUUUGAUCAAGCGAAGAAAAUUAUUUUGAAAUUGAAUUGUCAGUUGGCUUAUCAAUUUCUCAAUGAUGAAAAUGAAUUACUCUAUCGAUAUUUAUCAAAAUGGAUCAUGAAACGGGAAUUGGAGAGUUGUAUUGUAGAAAUUAACGGACGAAUUAUAGCGAAUAGAGAUUAUUAUGAUGAAUUCAUCAUUGCUCAUACUCUACCACGCACACCAAAGAAGAGUUUUACUUGUCAUCCAAAAUCCAUGUCUCAACUACGUUCUUGUUUGAAAAAGAAAGCUCAACGAGUCAUGAACUUGUUUCCUGAUUUGUAUCUAGAAAAACUUGAAGAUAUUCAACAAGCAUGGAUCGAAUCAUUUUCUGGUAAACUUCCUCUCAAAUUAAAACCAGCACUACUGCAACAAGAUCCACCCUCUGACGACAAUUUUGAUCCAAAACAAGUGGAGCAAGAUGAUGAAACAACUAACAAUGAUCAUGUUCACAAAUUGUUUCCUCUAAAAUUUAAAUCUGGAUCUCAAAGAAAACUCAAAUGGAAAUCGAUAUGGAAUGGAGUGAACAGUGAAUAUUACAAAUCUCAAGCCAUUUCCAAUCUUGAAAGUUUGAUACAAAGUGGUACUCGGAAAAUUCGUCGCAUUACAUUUAUGGCUCAUCGCAAGAUGAGUUUAAAAUUUUCUGAAACCUUAGAACAUGUUUAUUACUUUUUAACACACAUGCCAACGAAAGAGAGACAUGAAAUUAUGUUUAACACUCGCACAUUUACUCUCAAAACUAGCUAUGAUAGCACGAGACCAUACUUGAACUCAGAUACGUUCUCAAGUAUUUGUUAUGUGGCGUACCUAAACCAAUUUAAUACCACACCAUUCGCAAAUGCUUUGGAAAAGGUGAUUUUUCUCUUCUUGGAAGAAUGUAAGACCUAUCACGGGAUACAAAACAAAUAUUGA
Molecule: messenger RNA, 1047 nt
Organism: Naegleria lovaniensis
Lineage: Eukaryota; Heterolobosea; Eutetramitea; Acrasida; Naegleriidae
Exons: 1
Coding region: 1-1047 (348 amino acids)
Source: RefSeq, a predicted model, not a curated record